Messenger RNA from Symbiodinium necroappetens, 5154 nucleotides. The record is from the annotation of a GenBank genome assembly. Lineage: Eukaryota; Dinophyceae; Suessiales; Symbiodiniaceae.
AUGACUCAGCUGGCCGACACCUUGCUGUCACAUCCCUUGCCGCGCAGCGAUGAUGGCAAGCUUGCCGUCCGUACCGAAUCGGAGAGCCCCAGCCGCAGCCGCAGCCCGGUCAAGUCUGAAAAGACACUCCCAAUCAGGAGCCGGGACAGUCGCCGGAUCGAUAGCAAUUCACCUGGAUGGUCUGAUGCGGAGAUCCGCCCUGUUCGAUCACUGUCGGCCCCGUCAAUGAUCUGGCAUGGCCAUCAUCCACACGAUUCGCACCAGCCAGAAAACCCUCGCCGAUUCCCGUCAGCUCCGGCACAGAAGCGCGAGACAAAGAGCUCUGGCGAGAUGGUUGAAUUCCAGCCGCUCAGUGCGACUGCCAGAAAUCACCUUGGACGGAUUCUGCAGGGUCAAUUUGGGAUGCAGGAGGAUGGACUGGACGAGCCAGUGCCGUCAUCGCCUGUGGGAAGGAGAAAGGUCAGGGAACCGGUGGAGUUGGCAGAGCUUUCAAAGAAGAAGGAUUUCAUUCAUCGACUCGUGGAAAACCAAUGUUUCGUGGGUGGUUUCAUGGUGCUUACGCUCUUCGCUCUCUUUGUGCCGGAUCUUGAUUUGCUUCUGGGCACCGUGGAGACCCAGCAGCUCCUAAGUGUGGUGAUGACCGUUGCUUGCUUCCUCUUCCUCGUUGAGAUCGUUGUGCAGUGCUUCGGGAAGAAAGGGUAUGUUUUUGGUGCAUACUUCUGGCUCGAUGUGAUCGCCUUGAUCUCGCUGCUGCCGGACACAUGGCUCUUCAAAGCCGUGUUUGAGUCCAACCAGGCCUUUGUUGCUGGGCGGUCCUCGCGUCUGGCGAGGCUGCUGCGUGUUGCCUCACGUUCCUCGAAGGCGACGAGACUGAAUCGGCUGACCCGCAUCGUCCGUGUGGCCGCUCUGAUGCCAAGGCUUGGCAAAGUUUGUUCCAAGCGUGCCAAAGUCAACGACACAAAUCGUGUCCUCGACAAGAAGUUGAGACGCGUCUUCAACUUUUUGGACAGCGAUAUGGAUGGGCUCGUCUCACGCGUCGCAGUGCCGAGCGUUGUGGCCGAGCUCAAGGCAGGAGAUGCGUCCGACGAGCAGGUCGCCCUUGUGAACCUCAUGAAGUCCAAGGUUGCGAGCACGCUUGGUGCCAUGAGACGUCUGGGCACGAAGGCGAACCGGUCAGAGCACGUUUCCGAGGGUGCCAGGUCGAAAGCAUCGCAGCGGCUGGAGUUUGACUUCGAGCCAGAAUCACCGAACCCAUCGCAAGCUACUUCCGGACCAGGUCCAUUGGAUGCGCUUCCAACGCCCUGUUGCAGCGAGAAUCAGAGCAUUCCGCCCAAGCCGGAAAGCAGCCAUGCCAGCCCUCGUCGGCGGUCACCUCUCAGCCGGGCGCACACAGUGCAGGCCAGGAUGAAGGUGAGUCUGGCAACGAGCACGGCAUCCCAGCUGACGAAGCAAACACCGGAUGAGGAGGAAGAGGAAAUUGGGCUUGUUGAUUUCCAAGCGUUCAAAGAGCUGAUGUUGGAAGACAAAUGGGUGGAAGAGAAGCUCCGCCGCUCCUGCGAGCAGCAGCUUAAGCAGGCGAGCAACAUGAAGAACCUUACCUCACGGCACGCAGAAUAUGUGGCCGUCCAGGUGGCGCUGGGUGUUCUGGCGCUUCUCUUCGUGCUCAACAUCAUCGAACCCACGGUUACCAACAACUCGGCACUUCGUGGCCUGGGUUUUUGCGACAAGUUGGUUCGAAAAGAGUUUCCCGACAUCACAGACAAUGCUGAAGUGCCUGAACUUGUCAAAGAACAGGUUGAGGUGUGGCUUCAUGCGAUGGAGAAGAGCAUCGGCACAAGAUCGCUGCUCUAUCUAGAUUUGGACAAGAAGGUGUACUGCGAUGAGAUCUCCUCAGGUGACUCUUGCUCUUCCGUUCAGUCCUUCAAAGGGCCUCGGCGUGUUCUGAACGACUUGGACGACGAAGUGAGGAACACCGGAAUCAGGCAAGUGGACCUGGUACUUCUGCGCUUUCCAGACUUCUCUGACAGUGAAGUCUCUGCAGAAGAGUUAGAGCUUCGGACAACUGCCAUUGCGGUGAUAUUUGACCGUGCCAGAACAUCGACAGAGGCAUGGAUGUCGCUGCUGACUACAGCCUCAGUCAUUGUCAUCAUCCUCGCCGGAAUUGUCUUGCUGACCAGGGAUUUGACUUUCCUCUCCCACCAUCUGCUGAGGCCUUUGCGUGAUCUUGCCGAUGACAUGGAAAGCAUCGCGCAGUUUGCCGGUGUUGGAAGCGAGGAAGAGGCUGGGGGGGAGCCCGAGACUAGCGAGGUGCUUCUCAUCAGGAGGACUUUCGACAACAUGAAGAAAGCUGUUCGGUCGUGGGGCAAGUACGUUCCGCUGCCGGUUGUGCAGCUGCUUCUGAGAGAUGGCGAGGAGGCCAAGCUCGAGGUCAGGGAACGGAAGGUGACCAUGUUCUUCUCUGACAUCGCGAACUUCACAACGAUAGUGGAGAGCAUCGAGCCGGCUGCCUGCCUGGUUCUUCUCAGCCGCUACUUCAAUGACAUGUCCAAGGUCAUCGACGAUCACAGCGGUGUUGUGCUGGAGUUCAUCGGUGAUGCGAUCCAGUGUAUCUACGGUGCACCUCUAGAAAACGAGCGCCAUCCCACUUUGGCGGUGGAGGCUGCCCUGCGCAUGCUCGGGGCCCUCCGGCGCAUCCGGGACUGGUGCCGCGAGCACCGCCUCCCUGAAGUGAACAUCAGGUCAUUUCAAGUGAGUAGGAAAGCUGUCGACGAGUCCUUGAGCUCGCACUUUAUAAUGCGGGAGUGCGACGCGUGGGAUGCUUUGGAUUCUUGCGCUACGGUGUUGAAGACUUUGGCAGCAUCUGUACUUCCAUUUUCCGCAUCUCCCCAGCGGUCAACUUUCAAGAUCGUGUCCUCAGCGUGUGAAGACGAGCUGGUCCUCUCUUGCGAUCCCGCAGAAGUGGUGGAUGCACACGGUUUAGAUAUGGUGGCUGUGGAGCUCUUGCGCGAAGCCAUGGAUGGACUGGCAGCAGCACACUUUGGUCGCCGUGAACAGGCGAGACUUGUGGUCUUGGGUUCUGCACUCCUGGCCGAGGCAGCAGCUUUGCGAAGGUCAGGCCUGUCAGUUUGGACGUUGCAAAGCGGCUUAAGGUGUGCUGGUUUAAUCGCGGAAGCAGCCAUAGAGAAAAUGCGUAUUGGCAUUCCGAGCUCAUGCAAGAUCCACAUUGCAGAGAACCACAUGGCCGCACUUGGAGACGAAGACGAUGUGAGCUGGUUCUUCACCGCCAUCGAAGAGCCACCUCAGACAGACGCCGAAGUGCACGUCGCGGCCGGCAAACAAGGCAACAGUCCAACAGGGUCCUCUGAUCUUAGUGCGAGCAUUGAGGUGAAUGACAUCUGCGCAGAGUUGUGUCGAAGGCACAAUGGCCCUGUUGAGAGCCAGCAUUGCUUUGUUUACGGACGUCAGAAGCUGGUGCGGCAGCCACAGAUGCGACUUUUCCGAGGCAUUGCUUGCCGCGUGCCGCAGUGUUAUGUGUCUUGCCCCAGUGGCAUGAUGCGCCAACUCACGAAUGCUAAGGAGAUGGCGAGUAUGAGAAAGCAGUUCUUGCGAAGUGUUUGCAUGGACGCAGACCUUGUCUCUGCAGCCUACGACUCUUGUGCCCCACCCCAGCGACGAACGAAAGAGCAAGUCUUUCAGAAUGCAGGCACUCUGUUGCUGUCUAGUUUUCGUGAACGACAGCAAGUGUCGGAGGCGAUUCGCAUGUUGGCAGAGCGCGGUACAGAGGCCUUGCUCGUCUCGGGAGAGGUCUCGGAUGCGGUUGCUGAGCUCUGCCGCAUUGAAGGCCUUCUCUUAGUCGGUGGCCUCCCUGCACGGCUACUCCAUGCAUUGGCAAAGGACCUCGAAGCCGAGGUCUUGCAUGGUUUACCAGCACUCGCUUCAGCAGACACACCCGAGUUACCUCCCUGGCAAGCGAAGCGUGCACUUCGAAUAGAGCUAGUAGACCGAGAAUGCUCACGAUGUGACUUCGUCUUCCCACUGCUGGGUUAUCGCCAGCCUCUCCUGCCACACCAGACCCACCAGAGCGGUGCAGCCGAGCUUGUGGAUCCCUUUUGGGAGCUUUGGGCGGCUGCUGACGGUGGCAUGCCGGCAGCCUCCGUAGUGCUUCUAGAGAGCAGCUGUGAGCCUCAGCUGCGGCAGCUUCAUGCAGAGCUUCACGAUACCUUCCUCCGGCAAUUGGGUUCCCAACCCGGCGGCAAAGUCGAUCGCAAUUGGAUAGUCAAGGCAGCGGAAGCUUUGGAGGAGUCUGCGGAAUCGGCAGACUUUCCUGCACUCAUGACGGCAAACGAGGAAGAACCUUCUGUUGCGCCGUGGCUGCAUCGGCAGGGAGACUUGACUGGCAACCAUGCGGCAUGCCAAGCUAUGGCAUCAGCGCUGCGACAGAUUGCAGCGACAGAAGCUGACUACUGCACGAAAUGCUGCGGCGAUGGUGCGGAAGAAGAUGUCAACCCGGAGCCUGAGACAGGCCACGCAGCUCUUGCGGUGCUGCAGCGAGGAACACGUUUGGUGGAAGUGAUUCUCUCGCUCGACGAAGCGCAGCUCUGGCCGAGCAGCAAAAAAGCCGGGGGCAUGGCGUGUGGAAUUCACACGGGCAAUGUGCUUGUUGGCAACAUGGGCUUCUCCUCCCGCAUGAAGUACGGCAUCGUGGGCGAAGAGUCCACCAUUGCAGGUAAGCUGGAGGAGAUGAACAAAACGUACAAGACGCGGAUACUGAUAUCGGACAGCACUUAUGAGAUGCUGGAUCCGAGUGAAUUCUUCAUUCGCCCCGUGGACUUCGUGAAUCUAAGACAGGUACAGGAGAAGUGCACGAGCGAACUUGUGCACGAGGUAAUGCCGAUGAAAACGAAAAAGCCAUCGAGCCCAUUAAAGCGAAUCAUCUCGCUGCAUGCAGAGGGAAUCUGUGAGUACAGGCGCAAGGAGUUUUCCAGCGCGGCACGCAAGUUUGAGCAGGUGAACACCAUCCUGGCUGAUUUUAAUGGGGAAGAUGACGUUCCAUCUUCUUUGAUGGCGAAGCGCUGCGCCACCUUGGCUGAAGUGCCGCCACCGAGCGAGUGGGAUGGCACUUGGGACUCGUAUGUGGAUUCCCUUCAUCUGUGA